UACAUGGAGAAUAGAAACAAUGUGACAGAGUUUGUUCUACUGGGGCUCACAGAGAAUUCAAAGAUGCAGAGAAUUGUAUUUGCUGUAUUUUUUGUCAUCUAUUCCAUCACUGUAGUAGGAAAUGUGCUCAUUGUAGUCACCAUCAAUGCCAGCCCAUCAUUGGGGUCCCCCAUGUACUUUUUCCUGGCUUAUCUCUCCUUUAUUGAUGCCUGCUAUUCCUCUGUCAAUACUCCCAAACUGAUCAUAGAUUCACUCCAUGAAAAAAAGACCAUUCUAUUCAAUGAAUGUAUGACCCAAAUCUUUGGGGAACAUUUCUUUGGAGGUGCUGAGGGCAUCCUGCUUACUGUGAUGGCCUAUGACCGCUACGUGGCCAUCUGCAAGCCCCUGCACUACACAACCAUCAUGAAUCGGCGGGUGUGUGGACUAUUAGUUGGAGUGGUAUGGGUGGGAGGCUUUCUUCAUGCAACCAUACAGAUCCUCUUCAUCUUUCAAUUACCCUUCUGUGGCCCUAACGUCAUAGACCACUUUAUGUGUGAUCUGAACCCUUUACUCAAUCUUGCCUGUACUGAUACCCACACCCUAGGACUCUUUGUUGCUGCCAAUAGUGGGUUCAUCUGUCUGUUAAACUUCCUCCUGUUGAUGGUCUCCUAUGUGGUCAUUCUGCACUCUCUAAGAACCCACAGCUUGGAGAAAAGACGCAAGGCCCUCUCUACCUGCAUCUCCCACAUCACAGUGGUCUUCUUAUUCUUUGUGCCCUGCACAUUUGUGUACAUGAGACCCGCAGCUACUUUAUCGAUUGAUAAAGCAGUUGCUGUGUUCUACACAAUCAUAACUCCCAUGUUAAAUCCAUUAAUCUAUACCUUGAGAAAUGCCCAGAUGAAAAAUGCCGUUGGGAAACUGUGUAGUAGCAAAGCUAUUUUAGGUGAUAAAUAA
This is a messenger RNA of Camelus dromedarius (Arabian camel), 933 nucleotides long. Its product is annotated as olfactory receptor 4C46. The coding region runs from base 4 to 933 and encodes 309 amino acids. Gene Ontology annotation, cellular component: plasma membrane. NCBI's taxonomy places the organism in Eukaryota, Metazoa, Chordata, Mammalia, Artiodactyla, Camelidae. Gene Ontology annotation, biological process: G protein-coupled receptor signaling pathway. The transcript has a single exon. Gene Ontology annotation, molecular function: G protein-coupled receptor activity; olfactory receptor activity. The record is from RefSeq and is a predicted model, not a curated record.